Messenger RNA from Diorhabda sublineata, 2248 nucleotides. RefSeq names its product probable cytosolic Fe-S cluster assembly factor GI11683. Gene Ontology annotation, molecular function: 4 iron, 4 sulfur cluster binding. Gene Ontology annotation, cellular component: cytosolic [4Fe-4S] assembly targeting complex. The transcript has 9 exons. The record is from RefSeq and is a predicted model, not a curated record. Lineage: Eukaryota; Metazoa; Arthropoda; Insecta; Coleoptera; Chrysomelidae. Gene Ontology annotation, biological process: iron-sulfur cluster assembly. Bases 177 to 1628 code for a protein of 483 amino acids.
ACAUAAGCUCAAUGGACAAAAUUUAUCUAUGACUAUGACAGAAAAAUAUUUUUGUAGGUUAUAUGUUUAUUUUACCAAAUAUUGUAAAGUGAUUUAGUUUUACCUAUAAUAAUUCUUUUUUAAUCCAUAAGCAAUCUGAUGUGUGUUUAUCUUGUUUAAAAUUAAUUCAAUUAAUAAUGUCGAGAUUUAGUGGAGCUUUGCAAUUAACAGAUUUAGAUGAUUUUAUAACACCUUCUCAGGAAUGCAUUAAACCAGUUAAAAUUGACAAAAAUGGGAAGAGUAAUACAGGAUCAAAAGUAAAAAUACAAGGAGAUGGAUAUUUUCAAAUUGAUGAAGAUGGAAGCUUCCAAAAGUUACAAAAAGUAGAAAUAAGUUUAUCCGACUGUUUAGCAUGUUCUGGUUGUAUAACAUCUGCUGAAAGUGUUUUAGUUUCACAGCAGAGUCAAGAAGAAUUGUUAAAAGUAUUUGAAGAAAAUAAACGCUUUAAAGAGAGUGAUAAAUAUGAAGAUUCUAAAGUUAUUAUUGUUAGUUUAUCUAUUCAGCCAAUAUUGUCUUUGGCAAUCCGUUUUAAUUUAUCCCCAAAUAAUUGUGCUGCAAAACUUUGUCAAUAUUUUAAACAACUAGGUGCAGAUAUGGUAGUGGAUAUGACAUUAGCUGAUGAUUUUGCAAUUAUUGAAGCUCAAAAAGAAUUUAUAAAUAGAUACAGAACAUCUGAGGAUAAUAGUGUGAAUAAUAUCUUGCCAAUGUUAGCAUCAAGCUGUCCAGGAUGGGUUUGUUAUGCUGAAAAAACUCAUGGUAAUUACAUAUUACCAUAUAUUUCUACAACGAAAUCACCACAACAGAUUAUGGGCUCUUUAAUCAAAGAUUGGGUCUGUCAACAGUUGGGAAAUCCUAAUAUAUAUCAUGUGGCUGUAAUGCCCUGUUAUGACAAAAAAUUGGAAGCCUCUCGGGGAGAUUUCUUUUCUGAAACUACACAAAGUAGAGAUGUGGAUUGUGUUAUUACUGCCCUUGAAUUAGAACAAAUGUUAUCCAAAGAAAAUUUUAAACUUGAGGAUUUAGAAGACGGUAAAUUUUCUCAACCUUGGUUACCUGGCGAAAAAGAUAUUAUUCCAUCAUUGAUAAAACAUAUUGGAUCUGGAUCAGGAGGAUAUGCUGAUCACAUUUUUAAAUAUGCUGCUAAGGAAUUGUUUGGAAAAGACUGUGAUAAUUUAGAAUAUAAAUGUUUGAGGAAUCAAGAUUUUAAAGAAGUCCUUUUGGAACAGGAUGGUAAAGUUGUUUUGAGGUUUGCUAUUGCUAACGGAUUCAGGAAUAUACAGAAUUUAGUACAGAAGUUAAAAAGAGGCAAAUCUCAAUAUCAUUAUGUUGAGGUUAUGGCUUGUCCGUCAGGUUGUUUGAAUGGAGGGGCACAGGUCAGGCCUAAAAAUGGUGUAACAAUCAAAGAUCUUUUGUCGGAAAUCGAUUGUUUAUAUAAUUCACUACCGAUUCAUUUUCCCGAAAAUAAUCAAAUUAUAAAAAAAUUGUAUGAUACUUGGUUGGGAGGUGAAGAUAGCGAUAAAUGUUUUGGUAUUCUACACACCAAUUACCAUGCAGUAGAGAAAUCUAUAAACGCAUUGAAUAUCAAGUGGUAAAAUAUAAUUUAAAUCCAAAUACUGUAAUUAAUUAAUUCAGAUAGAUUGCUCAAACCCAAACUGGUGUAUUUCGUUUUAAAAAAUAGUUCUCUAAUGGGUAUGGGGAAUAGUCCCAAUAUAUUUUUAAAGAAUAAACUUUGAAUCUAAAAGUAACAAAUAUUAAAGUAAAAACGACAUUCCAUCAUAUUCAUUUUUUCCUCUCCGUUAUUUAUUUAGAGUAUACAGAAAAAUAUUUAAUAUAACAAUUGCGUUAUUGUUAAAAAAGUUCUACCACACACACGAUACAAGGAGGAAGCUUUGAUCUGCAAUUAUUAUACUCGAUGAAUAGCAGGUUUACGGUCACUUAUGAAUAGUUAAAAAUUGGUUGAGUAGCAGUGACUGCUGAAAUGUGCGAAAUACACUUACCAACGAGUUAUGUACACUAUUUUUCUUACGACCACGUAAAAAAUUUUUCAAAAAAAACGUAGAGGAAAGUGGUUACCCUUUGUACGCUUUUUAGAUUUUAUUUUUUUAAAUUAUGAUAAAUUAUCGAAUUUAUCUAGUUUAUAUACCCAAGUGUAAAAAAUAUAUUGUAAUUUGUUACAAAAAAUCCGAAACUGUUAUUUCAAAAGGUAAAAGAG